Scleropages formosus (Asian bonytongue) is the source of this 2697-nucleotide messenger RNA. RefSeq names its product alpha-adducin-like. Bases 145 to 2154 code for a protein of 669 amino acids. Gene Ontology annotation, cellular component: adherens junction; postsynaptic density; plasma membrane. Gene Ontology annotation, biological process: positive regulation of adherens junction organization; barbed-end actin filament capping; positive regulation of establishment of endothelial barrier. The record is from RefSeq and is a predicted model, not a curated record. Gene Ontology annotation, molecular function: actin filament binding. Lineage: Eukaryota; Metazoa; Chordata; Actinopteri; Osteoglossiformes; Osteoglossidae. The transcript has 18 exons.
CACCCAACGAGGUUCGGCCGCGGCGUGGUGGGAAGGGGCGGAUAAGAGGCACAGCGGCGUUUUGACAGCUGCGCUCUGACAGCGCUAUUGUGUCCCGCGUCUCGACCAGAGUGUCUUCUGCUGUAGGGUAAGCCUGUGUCCGUGAUGGAUGGCAGCGUAGGACCUGCUGUGGUGACUGCGCCACCAGCCGUUGCCCCCCACAAGGAGCGCUACUUUGACCGUGUGGACAGCAGCCCGGAACGGAGUUUGCUCUCUGGCCUGCGGCAGGAUUUCAACCUCAUGGAGCAGAGGAAGAGGGUGUCGAUGAUUCUGCAGAGCCCAGCCUUCUGUGAAGAGCUGGAGACACUGAUCCAGGAGCAGCUGAAGAAGGGGAAGGAUGCCACCAACCUGCUGGCCUUGCAACAGAUGGCAGACUUCAUGACUACCAGCGUGCCCACAGCGUGUCCCAUGGUUCCACAAGGGGGCAUGGCCGCCCUCAACAUGAGCUUGGGUAUAGUUAUCCCCGUCAACGACCUCCGUGGGUCAGUGUCUGUGGCAUACGAGAAGAGCGAGAAGCUUCUGCGCUGCAAGCUGGCUGCUCUCUACCGACUGGCUGACCUUUUCGGCUGGUCCCAGCUCAUCUACAACCACCUAACAGUGCGGCUCAGUUCGGAUCAGGAGCGCUUCCUGAUCGUCCCCUUCGGUCUUCUGUACAGUGAGGUCACCGCUUCCAGCCUGGUUAAAGUUGACAUGCAAGGAGAAAUUGUAGACCGAGGGAGCACUAAUCUUGGGGUGAACCAGGCUGGUUUCACCCUCCACUCGGCCAUCUAUGCAACGCGCCCCGAUGUCAGAUGCAUUAUCCACAUCCACACGCCUGCCGGAGCGGCGGUGUCAGCCAUGAAGUGUGGACUACUGCCCAUCUCUCCAGAGGCCCUGUCCUUGGGGGAGGUGGCUUACCAUGAUUAUCAUGGUAUCCUGGUCGACCAGGAGGAAACUCUAGCCAUACAGAAGAGUUUGGGUCCAAAGGGCAAGGUCCUUAUUCUGAGGAAUCACGGUCUAGUGUCGGUGGGUGAGACUGUGGAAGAGGCCUUCUACCACAUUCAUAAUCUGGUGACGGCGUGUGAAAUCCAGGUUCGCACUCUGGCUGGCAUGGGAGGCCCAGACAAUCUGGUCACGCUGGACCCAGGGAAGUACAAAGCCCGGCGCCAGUGUUCCGAGUUGGGGGACGGUGGUGACGACGAGGACCUUGACACCCAUCUAAAGUGGCAGGUUGGAGAGCAGGAGUUUGAAGCUCUCAUGAGGAUGCUGGACAAUCUGGGCUACCGAACAGGAUACCCGUACCGCUACCCGGCCCUGUGCUCUAAGAGCAAAAAGUUGAGUCACGCUGACAUCGCUCUGCCCAGCAUGAGUCACUCCUACAUGACGGAAAAAAGCCCCAGCACGCGCUCUCUGCCCACAGUCGGUGGAGGGGGGACGCGACGACUGAGCGCGGGGGCCUCAGAUAGCAGCAGCAGCAGCAGCCCCGGGGCCAAGGUGUGGAACAGCGUCACCCGGGGUCACGUGAAGCCCCUGCUGCGGUCUCUGUCGUCCGGCGUCUGCGUGCCCAGCUGUAUGAGCACCUGCUUGUGGACUAAGGAGGAGGGACUUCGGCAGCCUGCUGUUCCCAAUCAGUUUGUCCCCCUGAAUACAAAUCCGAUGGAGGUCCUCGAGAUGAGGAACAAGAUUCGCAAGCAAAACCUGCAGGACAUCAAAACUGCUGGACCCCAGUCCCAGGUUCUCUGUGGACCCAUGAUGGACCAUGGCUUUGCACAGAGAGGUACAAUCUGGCAGGACGCACCCCUGUCUGACUGUACGGACACAAUUGAUGGGCUCGAUCUCUCAGAGCAUCUCCGUAGGCCUGGUAGGGCUGAUAGAAAGGGGGAGCUAGUGACCGCCUCCAAAGCCAUCAUUGAAAAGGAGUACCAGCCUCGAGUCGUCAUCGGCAAGGCCGGACCUAAUCCGUUCAACGAACUGACGGCCCAGGAGCUCGAGGAAUACUGCAGGGAGGUGGAGCGUAAGCAGAAAUGUUCUGAAGAUCAGUGUCAGAAAGAGGAGUCGAAAGACAGGAGUGAGACGGGCUCUCCAGUCACAGCGCUGGAAGUGGAGAGAAAUACAAAAGAACACCUGCUGCCAUAGAUUCCAGGAGAAAAAUGUCAUCCUGGUUACAGCCCCUUCUUGCAACAGACCCCCAUCCCCUACUCCAGAAGAUACAGCUUUGCCUGAGCAGUCGAGCCAGAGGGGCCCACAGUGGCCCUGAGGAACCUGUUGAUGCAGCAAAUAGGGACAGAAUGAAGUCUCCUGGCAAGUCCCCUUGAAGAAGAAGAGAGACAAAAAGAAACCAGAGGGCUAAGAAUCCUUGCACCCUCUCAUUGGACAAUUGCCUUGCAUUUGGUUUCAUGUACUUGUCCCCAUUUCCAGUUUACUAUAGAAUCAUUGUUCAUGACUUUGUGCAUUUUGCCUGGUUAGCUAGAGUUUACUGUUAAAACCCCUGUAGUUCUUCACUGAGUAACAGCAUCAGCAUUACUGCAUGACUCCCAGGACAUUAAGUGAAGGCUGUCAGACUUAGGAUGCAUCAGUGGUUAUUAAUGGUCUUACAAUGAAUAUAAUGGCCUGGCUAUGCUCUUUUAAUGGAGAUCAAUGAUUCUGGAGUGCAUAAAGCCAUUUUAUCCCUUUUGAUAA